This is a messenger RNA of Nerophis lumbriciformis (worm pipefish), 1311 nucleotides long. NCBI's taxonomy places the organism in Eukaryota, Metazoa, Chordata, Actinopteri, Syngnathiformes, Syngnathidae. The record is from RefSeq and is a predicted model, not a curated record.
AUGCACAACAUCAAGGCCACUGCGGCGUACUUUGGGUUUGAAGACCUUCAAUCCAUCGCCCACCUGGGCGAAGACCUCCUCUCCAGUCUGAGAAACGGCGAGUUGGACUUCAACGAAGACGUCACGAAUGCACUCUUCGUCACGAUUGACGCAGCGCAAGAGAUCUUCAGCGAGAUCGAAACGCACGGACGCGAGACGAAGAACGACGAUGACCAAGUGGAUCAAAUCGAAACGCUCGCGCCGCGGGCGGAUCCGAAGGUUCGUAUCGACGUUGAAGUUCUCGACGAAAUUCUGGAAAUUGCGACCGAGCUCUCGCUCAUCCGCAAUCAGAUCCUUCGCUAUGCGGAUCGGCCGCAGAUCCACGACGCAGCAAUAAAGAUCGACGCACUCAGCAUCGCCCUGCGUGGGCGCGUCAUGCAGGCUAGGUUGCAACCCGUCGACAGUGUGUUCCGCCCUCUCAACCGACUCGCUCGACGACUCGCCGAUCGUGGAGGUAAGCAGGUCCGGCUCGAACUGCGUGGACGCCGCACCGAGUUAGACAAGAGCUCGCUCGAAGCACUAAGGCGCGCCAUCACACAUCUCCUCCGAAACGCUGUCGAUCACGGCAUCGAACUGCCCUCGGUUCGUCGUUCGUGCGGCAAGCCCGAACAGGGUCGAAUUGAAUGCCGAGCGUUUCACGAGGGAGACACCGUCCGAGUUGAGAUUCAUGACGAUGGGCGCGGCAUUGAUAUCGAGUCCGUUCGAACGGGCGCGGUAGCGCUCGGGCUGCUGGACGUCGAAGAAGCCAAGCACAUCGAUCGUAAUACUCUGCUCGAGCUGCUCUUCGCGCCGGGAUUCACGACUGCAGUCGAGCUGACGCGUCUUUCCGGACGAGGCGUCGGACUCGACGCCGUGCGUGCCGAAAUCGAUGCGGUCGGCGGUGAGGUACGGAUACGAAGCAGCGCGGGAUGCGGCACCACCGUUCACAUCGCAGUUCCCAUGUCGCGUCCUUUGGUGUCGGCGUUGAUCGUCGAGUCGCACGUCGACGUCGAAGGAACGACGGUCCCGCUGCGACACCUCAGCACGCUGCUCGGCUACGCGCCGGACGAUGCGCCGACCCACGCUAUCAUCAUGCGUGGAGCGUGCGGUGUUGUCGCGCUCGCGGUCGACGGCCUCGAGGGUACCGAAGAGCUCGCGCCGUGCGCAUUCCCGCCAGUCAUGAUGCGACAUCCGCUGAUCGGAGGCACUGCGGUGACCGACGCCGGGACAGUUCUCAUUCUGGAUCUCAACGCAGACUGGACGCUCGACUACGCCAACCUCAACGCGGCGUAG